This is a messenger RNA of Meloidogyne enterolobii, 333 nucleotides long. The record is from the annotation of a GenBank genome assembly. Lineage: Eukaryota; Metazoa; Nematoda; Chromadorea; Rhabditida; Meloidogynidae.
UUGCAAUUUUUGAAGGGUUUCAAUAUGAAGGGUUGCAAUCGUGUUAGGCACUUGGCGAUAAUUCGAGAGAUUAUUAAAGAUCUAUUAGAGAUCUCGCUUAUAAUCAGUGAUGAAGUUCCAAAAUUUCUCCAAAAUCGGUUCCAGUUCUGGAACUUGUUCAAAAGCUUCAUCAAACAAAAUCCCUUCAUUUGCCUCCUAAUACCCCUAGUCCAGAAUAUCCCUCUUAAUCCCGCUAAAUCUCUCAAUAUAAGCUUAAUCCUCUGUAUUCCCCAUAAUCCCUUAAAAGCCACUCUUAUACCUCUGAUCCAUCGAUGUCAAACACUAGUCCCCUAA